AUGUUGAGAGCAAACGUCAUUCCAAAUUUAAUUACCUUCAGUACAUUGGUUGAUGGAUUUUGUAAGGAAGGAAAGGUUUCAAAGGCCCAUGGUGUAGUCAAAUUGAUGAUGCAGAGAGGACUAGAGCCUAAUGUCAUCACCUACAAUUCAUUCAUGGACGGAUAUUGUCUACACAACCAAGUGGAUCAAGCUAAAAAUACUUUUAACUUAAUGGUAAGCAAGGGUUGUACACCUAAUGUUUUUACCUACAACAUCUUGAUUCAUUGUUACUGGAAGAGAAAAAGGAUAGAUGAGGCAAUGCUGCUUUUUGAUGAAAUGCCUUGUAAAGGCUUGAGUCCUAACCAUGGCUUGUGUAAAGCAAAGAGCCCUUGGGCUGCGCAUAAGUUUUUCAAGGACAUGUGUGCUAUUGGCCAUUCUCCAAAUAUUGUAACCUACUCAAUUCUGAUAGAUGGCUUUUGUAAGCAUAGCCGUCUUGAUAUAGCGUUUGAUCUAUUUUACGAAAUGCAAAAGAACUUGUUGAAGCCUCACCUUAUUAUCUAUAAUACCCUGAUUGAUGGUAUGUUCAAAAGUGGAAAGGUUAAAGAUGCAAAGGAACUGUUUUCUAGACUUUCCAUAGAAGGGUUAUAA
Jatropha curcas is the source of this 627-nucleotide messenger RNA. The record is from RefSeq and is a predicted model, not a curated record. NCBI's taxonomy places the organism in Eukaryota, Viridiplantae, Streptophyta, Magnoliopsida, Malpighiales, Euphorbiaceae.